Messenger RNA from Eruca vesicaria subsp. sativa (arugula), 432 nucleotides. The record is from the annotation of a GenBank genome assembly. Lineage: Eukaryota; Viridiplantae; Streptophyta; Magnoliopsida; Brassicales; Brassicaceae.
AUGUUUCGUUUGCGUUUAGGGUUUUACCUUUGUGUUCAUGAGCUAAGGGAGAAAUCAAAAUCUGAUCUUUCGACUCAGUUGAAAGAUUUCAAGGCGGAACUAGCUCUUCUCCGUGUCGCCAAAGUCACUGGAGGUGCUCCCAACAAGCUCUCUAAGAUCAAGGUGGUGAGGAAAUCAAUCGCUCAGGUGUUGACAGUGAUCUCACAGAAGCAAAAGUCUGCUCUGAGAGAGGCGUACAAGAACAAGAAGCUUUUGCCACUUGAUCUGAGAGAGGCUUACAAGAACAAGAGGUUUUUGCCACUUGAUCUUCGUCCCAAGAAGACUAGAGCCAUCAGGAGGAGACUCACCAAGCAUCAGGCAUCGCUGAAGACAGAAAGGGAGAAGAAGAAAGAAAUGUACUUUCCAAUAAGAAAGUAUGCUAUUAAGGUCUAA